Paramacrobiotus metropolitanus is the source of this 923-nucleotide messenger RNA. RefSeq names its product sodium/myo-inositol cotransporter-like. The record is from RefSeq and is a predicted model, not a curated record. Gene Ontology annotation, cellular component: plasma membrane. The transcript has 5 exons. Gene Ontology annotation, biological process: transmembrane transport. Gene Ontology annotation, molecular function: D-glucose:sodium symporter activity. Lineage: Eukaryota; Metazoa; Tardigrada; Eutardigrada; Parachela; Macrobiotidae. Bases 371 to 664 code for a protein of 97 amino acids.
AAACUCUCGCACCAUAUGCACGCAUCCUUGUUCUACCGCCAUGCCCAGCAAGACGGAGACGAUACGGAAAAGUCACCUUGAGCUUUCAGCUCUACCGGCACCGGAGCUUGUGAACGGGAGCCGGAGCGGAUAAUUACCAAAACAAAAUGCAUGUGACACAGUUUCCAGAUAUGCUGAAUCGAAUGGCGUUAGCAGUUUUUCGAUUAAUUUUUUGAUUUGUUCUGACCAGAUCGUACGGGGUUUUCCGUUGUAAUAUAGAUCUUUACCUUGAUAUACUAAACGCUUGAUCCGGCUAUUAAAUUAACUUUCACCCUACUCGCGUCUGUUUACCCGAUAAUCAAAGUUUUACAAAGCUGAAUAAUACCUAGUCAUGAUUGCCGUGGGGAUAUCGGUAAAUGCGUCCACGUGUUUUGCCAAUCGAAGCACAGUAUCCGGAUUUUUCCUGGCCGGACGGCAAGUGAACUGGAUUAUCAUGGGAGCCAGCUUUUUCGCUUCGAAUAUCGGCAGUGAUCAUUUCAUCGGGUUGGCCGGAUCCGGCGCCGCAGAAGGCAUCAGCGUCGGAGCCUUCGCGUUCAAUGCUACAAUUAUAUUACAACUACUCGUAUGGGUGUUUUUUCAUGUUUAUAUCCCGAGCAAGGUACGUCGCUUAGAAGGAUGUUGUUAGUCUAUUAAUUCAUUAGAACUCGUACUGUUAUUUGAUUUGAAGUGUUUGUUGAUUUGUCCACUUUAUGGUUUUAUUGCAUUAGGCUUACGUACGCCUUCUUGAAAUGCCGCACAUACGGCCGACGGCAGACCUUUUUCGAAAACUUUAUAAUGUGUAAUAUUAUUGUUAUUUGUGUCGAAUAUUUUUGAAAUGAACAGGUGCUCACGUUCCAAGAAUAUAUGAGCAAACGAUUUGGAGGGAAUCAAAUUCCCGUCUAUCU